GUCUCUACGUAUGUCUGUGUUCCAUUGCUGUGAUGUUCGUAAACCUCAUCAACGCUUAUUGUGCUGUGUGUCGCGGUUUGCUUGAAUCGUUGCUUUGGUGGAAAAUCCGAGUUAUCGUGUUGUGGGCGCGGGCGGUUUAUGUCUCGAAAUGUCUGCUGACUGUGCUGCUCAGCUACAUAAAAACCACUCGGGGCGCUCAGCCGCAGUGCCCAGUUUUAGAACUGUUUACAAGGAACAGUGCAACAACUUUUACGUGUGCAGUCGUCGCACUCUGUUGUCAAAAAUUCCCAAUGAUUCCUCGCUCGAUCUGUGUGUGGACAUAAUUCGGGCCGAUGAAUGGAAGCCGCUUUUGCAGGCUAUCCGUUUGGACAAAAGUCUGGAGGCUGUCGUCUUCAAAUCAUCAUUUCUGGGCGACUACCCCGAGCUCAUAGCUGAUGUUGGCCGCCUGCAACUCGUGCAGAAGAUGCAGCAGAGCAUCCAUGUGCCUGCACUUUUCACACCAGAGAUGCUGAAGACAUUCUGUUUAGCCCUGUCCGAGCAGCUGAAGAACAACACUCGGCUUAGGUCGCUGGGGCUCAUUGGCUUUCCCUUCUCGCUGGUUCACCUACAAGAACUGUCAGCGGGUGUCUGCACAUCAGCGUCCCUUACAACUGUCACUCUUGAUGGAAGCUCACUUGGCAAGCAAGGUCUGGAAGUGCUUUGCCGUGCCUUAUGUGAGAAAGAGAGCGUGCGUGUACUCAGCCUCUGCGACUGCCGACUGGGCAGCCGUGAGGCCGACCUGCUGAACUGGCUCCUGCGGCAACAAAGCCUUGGUCGCCAGGGGGCACUGUGGCAGGGUGUGCUGCGCCAGAGAGCUCUGGCGCUUGACUCGCUGCGCGGCCUUCGACGACUCAGCCUGUGUCGCAACCCACUGGGAGACCAGGGCAUCUGUGCUUUGGCUGAAGCUCUCACAGAUAACCUCUGCCUCAAGGCACUUGACCUUCAGAGCUGCAAUGUGGGCAAUGCUGGUGCCUCUGCCUUGCAUAAUCUGUUGGUCAACAACAUUGUCCUGGAGGUAGUUGACAUACGGCAAAAUCCAAACAUAGAUGCUGCCUUAGCCAAGGGCAUAGCGAAGAAAGUGUCCUCAAAUCGUCACGGAAGACAGUGUCAAUAUGAUGUCCUCCCACUAGGCAAAAGCCAGCCAGUGCAGCCAGUUUCCCAUCACCAGAGGAGUAGGUCGGCAGGGAGACUGCAGGAGACGAAGAGUGCACAAACCAAAUGGAAGCCGCGCUCAUCAUCUUUGGGCAGGACCGCAACCACGCAGCGAGCACUCAGGUCUCCAUCUCCAGAUGUGCCCUGCACCAACCAUUGUAAACCCUGCGGGUUGUUGGCUUCCAAACACAUUGAGGAGGACCUGCGUCGAUGCCAAGAAACCUUGAGAAAAGAGCAAGAAGCCAGGCAAAUGGUGGAAAGAAAACUACUUGAGCUCUUUGAGGAAAAUCGACAACUACGUUCUCAGCAGUGCAAGGGUUGUCGGCAGCUUGGAUAUUCAUUAGUUUCAGAUGCACUGCUGAAGGACAUAGAAAGGGCUUUCAUCAAGUUCCAAGUCUUCCUGGCUGCUAGCGCUGGCACAAAUAGGGAUCCCAUUGAGAAAGUGCCACAGGCUUCCAGGCGGUCUGAGGAUGUGCAUAGUAUGACAUGUCCUGGACAACUGCCCAUGGUCACACCAAGAUAUUCCGGUAGUGUUCGCUCGGGUUCAGGUGAUGACCUGUACUCCACAAGAGAUCACACUGGUGACCCAAGCACACACAGCUGCCCUAUCUUGACUCGCGGACCUGGGUCCACGAGCAAGACCGUGGCAUCAAAACCACCUGUGCCUCCCCAGGCAAAGCCUUUUCAAGUGUUUGUCCAAAGCAAAGCCAAACAGAUCAUUUCAGAGAAGAGAAAUCAAGGUAACAGCAGCACAGCCGACGCCACUUCUUCAGUCACUCGACACAAAGAAGGCCCCAAAAAGAAUGCCACUUCAUUCAAGGCAGCUGCAGAGGAGUCCCUACAGGGCAGUCGGCCAAGAAGAACGCUCAGCGACACUUUAGCUGCUCCACUAGAGUCAUCAAAGCGGCUCUCAGAGCUGCUUGGCAUAGAUCAAGUUCCUUCCAAGCUCAUGUCUAGUACACUGGGAUCACCCGAGUUCUUUCCACUGGAAACAUUGGACAGUGAGGCUGGCUCAUUGGGAUACAGGUAUGACUUCAAUAGUAUCACUUCAAUGGCGUCGGCUCUGUCAGAAGCUGAAGAAAAAAAUUCUUCAACAAAGCAUCUUGUAACCUCUAGCUUGGCUUCAAAGCCCAGAACAUCACAGAAGCCGCACAACAAAAAUACAGCUUCCAAGAGCUCACUGUCUUCACAUGACAGCACUUUGGUCUCCUCAAUUCAGGAGGAGAUGGCAUCUACCGGCUCCGCGUCAUCCACCAGUAAACACCCACCUGAAGCACCAGCUACUGUUGGAUAUCUGAGCAACAGUGCAGCAAAACGGUUUACUUCAGAACAACAGAGUUAUCAGAGCCAGGCUUCUCUGUCUGACGCAAUGUCACUUCCACAAAUGCCAAGCAAGUCUCUUAACAUGGAUACAGCUGAAAUUACUGUGAGCAGCAUCCAUAGCACCACGAAGCACAAGAAAGCAGCAAAGAGCUCAUUUCGAGACUCACACCGCCACAGCACCCCAACCCUUAGCAAUAGUGCUUCUCAGGGCAUCUUUGAAGUGAUCUCAACUCCGUCCAAUGUUAGUUUGUCCCUAAACCAAUCGGAGGUGUCAACACCUUCCACUCCAGACACUACAACACCACCACAGCUGGCGGGAAGUGAUUUUGAUGGGUUCUAGCACUCUCUUGACUAACUGACACCAGAGCAUUGAGCUCAACAAUAUUGCACCCAAGGCCUGAUUGUUUUCAUAGAGCGCCAUGAAAACAUGUGGGCAAGAAGAAGGUAUUCAAAGAUAUUGCUUCACUGCGAAUCUUCCUUGUCUGCAUAGUUUCAUGCUAAUGUUUGAAGCACUAUAUCCUAUAGAAUUGUGUUGUUCUGUGGGCUUUAUGAAAGGAGCAAGUCCAUUGGAAAUGAAACAGUUGCUCAAUAAUCAUCGAAAACCAAAAGUUUUCUCUAAUACGUAUAUCUGCUAGAACCACAGCUGUUUUCACAGUGAUCACACCCACAGACCCUCACCCCCGUUUGCAAACAGCCUGACGUCACUGCAUGCGCCCGUCCCAUGUGCCGCACCUCCGAGGUGGGCAUUGGUUGGCAAAGGCCGUACAGCCGACCGGUUCUCUGCAUAGGAGCACUGCUUCUGUCUAAGCUGCUGCAAUCACAAUUUUCGCAUGUUGCUAUGUUCUGAAGGGACAGCAUCUACGAACUGUUCUUAAAAAGUAACCGUCCCCAUUUGACUGGCAUAUUAAGAUAGCAUUGUUGCCAAGUGCACGGUGUCCUUGAAUCAGCAUAUGGUGAUUUCUUAAGAAAUCACCCAAUGCUCUUUUGCAGAUCAAAGAGCCAGAAAAAUUACAUUAUGCUUCGAAAGCAAAUAUGUUACAACAGAAGAUUAACCUUUUCUCGGUGCCAACAUGACGCUUCGCUUAAAUGACUGAUUUUUGGCAAACAUUUUGCAUUGUAUUGACAUGAAUGCUUUUAAUUUGUGUCCAUUUACACUGUAAUCUUAAAUGAUAUACAAGAAUAACUUCGUCUACGACAAUCAGCCAUACGCAGUGGUGGUGCUUAAGUUCCAAUGGGGGCGGAAUUAAAGAACAGUCCUUACCAUGGUUUGGGUGCUUGGUGAAAAACCCCAGGUGGUCAAAACAAAUCCGAAGCUCUCCUUUACAGCGCCCUUCAUAAACCACUCUGCUUAUUAGCGAUGUUAAACACCAUACCUUAAUUAAUUUAACCUAUUACUCAUCACAAUGCAAAUGCACGAAGCAUAUUAUAAGUAAUGCAUAAUUAGUUGCGCAUUAACUUUGCUGCGCAUGUGGCCUUUCUUUGCUGCUUAUAACUUUAAAAGACUCAGUUUUGUGUAGAACUUGUUGCUGGGCGAGUUGGUUGGGAUCUAAUGAAUACAUUGUUCCGCCAAAAAAGGAAAAAAAAUAAGGACUUGGGAGGGAGCGUACGAAACAAUCAGCACUCAAUCAGCGCUCAAUCUUUUGUUUCGUACUCUCCCUCCCAAGUCCUUAUUUGUUCCUUUUUUGGCGCAACAAUGUAUUCAUUAUAACCCAGUUUUGUGUUCUUAUAUGCACAAUCACAGCUUAAGUUUUGUGGUGGAAAGGCAAGUAUAAAAACAAGAAAUAAAACAAAAAAGUUCACUGUUUUAGGUGAGACCCGUGAGAUCUGCAUAAUGGUUUUAGUGGGUUGCGUUUUGUGCAAUCCUCGUGGCGAAGAGUGCACAUGCAGGUUGGGCGACGGUAAAAACAUGCUGCUAGCGCAUGCACAUUCCUUGUGGCGAGGCGUACGCUGUUCCCGGAAUGGUCAAAACACAUGGUAGGAGCUCAUUUACAGUUGUACCUUUAAGCCGAUAGAUUAUGCUCUAGCAAUUUUUUUUCUUCACACAGCGCUAACGGCGCUGAGAUAUUCGCACUCACUGAUCAUCGCAUCUCAUUCAUUUCUACCUGUACAAAAAUGAUGGGCCCAGAAAUUCUGUCGACGCCUGGUCACUGCGACAAGAUGCAUUGCUGAUCGUGCAUUACACCACAAACGUACGCACAACCACGCGACAAUGUGUUCCGUUUCCCUACAGAAAGAUGAGCCGGAACCAUCACUAUUUCUUGCUGCGCAUUCCAUCACGCAACAACAUACAUAGUGCAUUUCUGAAGAACAGAUGAUGUCACUGUCCAUCACACAGGCCACCAAAAACCACCGCAUUGUUCACACUUUUGCAAGUAAAAAAACCAGCAUUGCCAGUUUUUUAUCACGCAGUUUACCACCCACCAGUGUUCUCCAUCACACACUACUGCUAAUCUGACUGACGAGAUUGUUGCGGAUGCUCACGAAAAAAAAAAUGUGUCCACUUGGUGCACACCAAGCACUACGCGACUGCACCCUGCCACGCAGAGGCGACGUUUUACCGACCAGACCCACUCUACAGGCGCCGGUGAUGUUGCCUUCAUUGUGUCAUGUACCGAGGGAGAGGUCUAUUAGAGACUGCUCAUUGCCUAAUUGAAGGAGGGAAUAGGUUUGGGCAUGUUGGUAAUUCAUCGUUAUACAACAUACAUAGUGCAGCAAGAACAAAAAACAGGUUGAGACAGGACAGGUGCUGACCUUCAACUAAGGUUGUAUUGUGGAUCUUUAGCAUACAUAUGUACGCAUAUCUGAAUCUGCAAAUGGAAAGAACUGACAUAGAGGAAGAACGUAAACUGCCACACACCAUCUUGACUUCUUGGUGUAGACUGCACGUGGCAGUUUACCUUCUUCCUCUCUGUCAGUUCGUUCCAUUUGCAGAUUCAGAUGUCUGUACAUAUUGACUCUUUUCACGGAGCACUUUGUUCUAGAGAAAAGAGAUGGCACUUUCGGCAGCGCGCACACAAAUUCAAAACCAUUACCGCAUCUACGUUGCUUCUGUGCGAUCAGCUGUCCAAGAUGCAACCGAGUUUUCAUUAACGCUCUGUGCUUCAAUCGUGCUGCAAAUUUUGGAGCGGUGGAUUGAAGGCGUGUGCAGUAGUUGGCUGCGAAAAUAGUGACUGGCAUAUUAAGGAAUGGAAUGAAUCUGUGUGACCAAUCUCACGGACUGCUGCUACACAAGGACAGCCUGUGUUGCCAGCUCUUCGCAAUGCCACAACUUUCCCCAGAAUAAAAGCCUUCACUCAUCUGCCAGCAUUGUAUCGCUAACCUCCAAAGAAAGGACUUCCUGGAACGUCAGCAAGAGUGAGCACCGCUCGUUAAACAAUAACAAAGGGAGUAAGUAGUGCCACUUCCUGUCAUAGUAAGUUUCGCGCACGUUAUAUACACACAUCUACCCAAACUGGCAUGCAAACUUACUCACGUCCACUCUGUCACCAACGUAUCAAUAGGUGAAUGGGCACACAUUUGAAUAUAUGCACACUUUAUAUGCGCAAUAAAUGGCUGACUACACUGACAGCACACGAAUGGUUGAAGCUGAAUGUUUCAUGACGGUCCACAAGAGUAAGUGAGUUACCAGAGAUGAUACAUCUUUGCUACAAGGUAUUACAAUGCACAGACAAGCUACGUUUCACGCCUUGGGCCCUAUAAGAACAAAUCUAUCAGAACUGAGCACACCCGCGAGCGAUUAGACAGAAAAUAAUCAGAUGGUGAACACACUGAGAAAUUUUACUGAGCCAGAAAUGUGACAAGCCGCUGCUCCAAAGUAUUUGCCAGAUAAAGAACAUAAAGCAAAACUUGCUGAUCCUGAUUCGUAAGCGAAAAGUUUGAAUAGCUUGGAACACACAUUUAGCCCCGCUUUUACAAGCACCAACUACACUGCUCGUGCCAUUUGGACAUAGCUUAAUCAGCUCCGAAAGUGCUUUUACAUGUACUCUGAAACUGACCAAAGCUUCGUGUCGUCCACCCAGUCAUCGUCUGUGAUAUCUCCUGAAACAGAGGUUUGCUAAGCCGCACCGGCGUCGUACACAUCCAUUGUAAACUUGGAGACACGCGAGGCAACCAGUGGGCACGUCACCAUGUGAUCAAACAUGGCAGCGCCCAUAGGAUCGACACGAAAAGGGUCAGUGUUCUCAGGAUCCAAACUAAAGCCUUAGUUGAAAGUCGGUCACUGUCAGUGCUUGUCCUGUUUCAACCUGUCCUUCGUUCUUGCUGUGCUAUGUAUUCUGUAUAAACCUAAUUUAAGUUUGUACACAUGCCUCUCUUACUGGCGUUUCCUAACUAUGUUCACAUUGAAUAUAUCUGUAAUAGUGAACUUUCACAUUUGUGUCAACCUUGAACAAAUGCCUUUGAAAAAUAGCUCAUAUGCCACAAGAGUAGGUCUAGCCCACCGGCCCGGUCACGGGCACGCCAGACAGCCAAGCGGGACUAGCCGCGUGCGCAACGAGUUCGCGUCCUCGCCGGACCUGCAAUAAAGUUUCUCCGUUCACUCACUCAUGCCCCAUGAGUAUGCCUGCAAACUAUGUACAAUAACUUCUUAUCACCAUUCUGCACUUCAAGUAUUUAUUUUUAUGCAUAUAUUUGCUUCAAUUCUAUAUAUUUUUUAAGUGUUGCCUCCAAAGGUUUUGUUCUCACCAAUAGUAUGUUUAUUAUUUCGUGGUUCAACUGCAUUCUUGUUAGACACUAGGAUUUCAGUUUUUGGACACUUGGGAAGUGAGCAAGUUGUCUACAAGCCUGCCUGAAUAAAUACGAGUGUGUAGCAUGUCGCUGA
Dermacentor andersoni is the source of this 7333-nucleotide messenger RNA. RefSeq lists its product as uncharacterized. Gene Ontology annotation, biological process: cilium organization. Lineage: Eukaryota; Metazoa; Arthropoda; Arachnida; Ixodida; Ixodidae. Gene Ontology annotation, cellular component: ciliary basal body; centrosome. The record is from RefSeq and is a predicted model, not a curated record.